Messenger RNA from Neltuma alba, 2378 nucleotides. RefSeq names its product BTB/POZ domain-containing protein At5g47800-like. Gene Ontology annotation, molecular function: protein binding. NCBI's taxonomy places the organism in Eukaryota, Viridiplantae, Streptophyta, Magnoliopsida, Fabales, Fabaceae. The record is from RefSeq and is a predicted model, not a curated record.
UUUGCGCUCUGAACGUUUCAUCCGAGAACUGGAGCAAGAGGCAGAAUGCUCUGAAGUCUGAUGUAAGACAAUAAGAGCAUUCUGCAUCCACUUAGCUCAGUCAACUUCACUAUUCAGCUUUCAGGUUUUAUUCAAGUAACUUCAAAAACAUAGCAACAGACAUUUGCGUUACAUCUUUCCAAGGUGAGGUCACUUUCGUCUACAUGCUGAAGAACCCUCAAGAGUUCUAUACACCGAAAUGAGAAUGACAAAGGCUUUAUUGAAUGAAACUUGAGGUACAAGCCAUCCUUUUUCAAUCGGGCUUUUGAAGUAGGGACUUUUACUGACUAUUGGGUAUAGACCAAAACAAUCAACAAUGAAGUUUAUGAAACUUGGAACAAGGCCCGAUACCUUCUACUCAGAACAAGCCACUAGGACUCUGGUUUCAGAUAUACCUUCAGACCUUGUGAUUCAAGUCAAUAAUAUCACUUUUCUACUGCACAAGUUUCCACUUCUUCCAAAAUGUGGCCUCCUGCAGAGGCUUUGCUCUGAUUCUAGUGAUUCUGAGUCUAUCUCUAUAGAGCUUCACGAUAUUCCUGGAGGGGAAGAAGCUUUUGAACUCUGUGCUAAGUUUUGCUAUGGAAUUUCAAUAAAUAUAAGUGCUCACAACAUCGUACCUGCACUCUGUGCCGCCAAGUUCCUCCGGAUGACUGACUCCAUUGAGAAGGGAAACUUUGUUGGUAAACUUGAGGCUUUCCUGAAUUCCUGCGUACUUGAAGGUUGGAAGGACUCCAUUGUGACUUUGCAGACCACAGCUAAGUUACAAGAUUGGUCUGAGAAUGUUGGUAUAGUCAGAAAGUGCAUUGAUUCAAUUAUUGAGAAAGUUCUCACGCCCCCACAACAGGUCAAAUGGUCCUACACUUACACCAGGCCCGGGUACAAGAAAAAACAGAACCCCGGUGUCCCAAAGGAUUGGUGGACGGAGGAUGUUUCUGAUCUUGAGAUAGACCUUUUCCGAUGUAUAAUCAUGGCUAUCAGAUCGGCAUAUGUGCUACCACCACCACUUAUAGGUGAAGCCUUGCAUGUCUAUGCCUGUAGGUGGCUCCCAGGGAUCACAAAGCUUAGGAGUUCAACAAGUUCAGCUUCUCAGACAGAAGAAUCCAAGGAAAGAAAUGGAAGGAUUCUUGAAACAAUUGUAGGCAUGAUUCCGGCAGAUAGAGGGUCAGUUUCAGUUGGCUUCUUGUUAAGACUUCUCAGAGUUGCAAAUUUUCUUGGGGUCUCCCCAAUGACGAAGACUGAACUAAUAAAGAGAGCCAGCCUACAAUUUGAGGAGGCAACAGUGAGUGAUCUGCUUUACCCUUCAACAUCACUUUCUGACCAUCACUUUUAUGAUAUAGACAUAGUUCUAGCAGUGCUGGAAAGUUACUUGAAGCUUUGGAAAAGAAUGGCUCCUGGUGCAGUAGAGAGCAGCAACUUUUUAAGGUCAAUUAGAAGUGUCAGCAAGCUCAUUGAUUCAUAUCUUCAAGUGAUUGCAAGGGAUCAUAAUAUGACGGUGUCAAAAUUUGUUUCUCUUGCUGAAACUGUACCCGAUGUUGCCCGAGCGGAACAUGAUGAUCUGUACAAGGCCAUUAACAUCUAUCUCAAGGAGCAUCCUGACCUGAGCAAGGCCGACAAGAAGCGCCUGUGUCGUAUUCUAGACUGCCAGAAACUGUCCCCGGAAGUCCGAGCUCAUGCUGUGAAAAACGAGCUUCUUCCUUUGAGAACGGUUGUGCAGCUGCUCUACUUUGAACAAGAAAAAGACUCCUCCAUGUCUACCACUAGCCACCAUAAAAUGCCAAAACCUCACGAGCUUCUUCUUGGAGCCAAAAAGAGGCCACAAGUCAGAGAGAGCAACGGGAAGCAAUAUUCUAUAGGCCCAGAUAAAGAACUCAAGAGAGAAGAAGACACAAGAAGCGUAUCUCUUCCUGUAACCAGAGAAAAAGAUCGACCCAAAAUUAAAAGAUCAGGCAGUAAGUUGCCAGAGGAACUAGAAAGGAAGAUGGUUAUAAAAGAGGUUGAAGAAACGGGAUCAGAGAGGGGAAUGGAAGUGAAAGAAGAAAGUAUACCAGGUGGUAGCAGGUUGAACUUGGAUCCUAAGAAAAGCAUGAGAAGGGCACGAAGUAAGUCAGAGUAUGCCGUGAAAAAGGAAGAUAGAGAGAAAUAUAUAUCUUAGACACAACAUCUGUUUAAUUACUUUUAUAUGUGAACUUAGUAAUUUCAAUUCUUAUUAUUUUCUUUUUCCAGUGACAUAAAUGUUGUACUACAAGUACAAGCAGAUAAAUAUUUGCACUUUACUGUUUCACGGUAAAGAGUUGCGAUUAUUAGGAAAUAUUUGAGAAAUUUUUGUUGUAUUUUAUCUA